Molecule: messenger RNA, 975 nt
Organism: Gorilla gorilla gorilla (western lowland gorilla)
Lineage: Eukaryota; Metazoa; Chordata; Mammalia; Primates; Hominidae
Gene: RBP5
Product: retinol binding protein 5
Exons: 4
Coding region: 139-546 (135 amino acids)
Molecular function (GO): lipid binding
Source: RefSeq, a predicted model, not a curated record
GCCCUGGUAACCCGGCCAUUACACAUCCUGUCUCUGUGUGUGGGGGGCUGGCUGGAAUCUCUCAGCCUCACCUGCCAGACAACACCCCCUCCUUCCUCACCCUGUCUCCUGCAUUCUCCUGAAACCUUCAUCCACACAAUGCCUCCCAACCUCACUGGCUACUACCGCUUUGUCUCGCAGAAGAACAUGGAGGACUACCUGCAAGCCCUAAACAUCAGCUUGGCUGUGCGGAAGAUCGCGCUGCUGCUGAAGCCGGACAAGGAGAUCGAACACCAGGGCAACCACAUGACGGUGAGGACGCUCAGCACCUUCCGAAACUACACUGUGCAGUUCGAUGUGGGAGUGGAGUUUGAGGAGGACCUCAGGAGCGUGGACGGACGAAAAUGCCAGACCAUAGUAACCUGGGAGGAGGAGCAGCUGGUGUGUGUGCAGAAAGGGGAGGUCCCCAACCGGGGCUGGAGACACUGGCUGGAGGGAGAGAUGCUGUAUCUGGAACUGACUGCAAGGGAUGCAGUGUGCGAGCAGGUCUUCAGGAAGGUCAGAUAGCCGGAGAGGAGCCGAGAUCCCUCCAGACAGCGCCAGCCCACAGACCCUCUUGUUGUGCCCCCUUCAAGCCCAGAUUGUGCCAGGUCAGCUGUCCCUUCCUCUGGCCACCUUUCCUCCCUCUGGGUCCCUCCUCACCCCUCCCUGUGUUAAUCUGUAACUUGCAGCCCCCAGGCCAAAGUCCUUUCUCACACUCCACUGCCCAAUAGUGACCUCACUUCCAGGUCAAGGUCUGGCCUCCCAGAUGAAAGAAGCAGGCAAAGGGAAGGAGCCCCUGAGAACAACCAAUCUCCGCUCUCUCCUGUCCAUUUGACCUCUUCUUUUCCUUCUAAGAAAGAACUAAGCUUUGGGCAUUUGGCGAUUAGUGAAAAUUCUAUCCUGAUGGACUUCUGGAAAACUGUGACUGGGGUUCAAGAGUUUAAACAGGGGCUA